Molecule: messenger RNA, 1757 nt
Organism: Dentiscutata erythropus
Lineage: Eukaryota; Fungi; Glomeromycota; Glomeromycetes; Diversisporales; Gigasporaceae
Source: the annotation of a GenBank genome assembly
AAAAAAUUGCACCUCGCCUACCUAUCGAGGUGUUAAUGUCUAAUUCUCAAUAUAAAGAACAAAGAGAUUUAUUUUUGCAAGGUUUUGCUGAAGUUCAAAAACGAGAUAUUUUCAACGCUUCAUCUCUCUAUGCUCAAAAACAAGAUGCUGGCUACAGAUUCUCUGAUAUCGAUCCUACAUCUUUCUAUGCUGUUGCUUCUAUUCAUGGUCUUCCUUAUGAACCUUUUGAUUUUUUGCCUACUGAAGAUAUUAAAACUACUGAAUGGAAUCCAAGUGAAAGUAACAGGCCUGGGGGAUAUUGUCACCAUGGUGAUGUCCUCUUUCCUACUUGGCAUCGACCAUAUGUUCUGUUAAUCGAAAUGCUGAUUUGUCAAUCAGCAAAAACAAUUGCAGCCAACUAUCCCGAUGAUAAAAAAGCCGCAUAUCAAAAAGCAGCUGAACAACUUCGAUUUCCAUAUUGGGAUUGGGCCAGUCCAACUACACUUGCAAGUGGUAUGCCUUCGUUCCUUUAUGAAGAAACUCUUGAAGUUGUAACUCCAGAUGGAACAGAUUCAUCUUUUCGUAAUCCUCUUCGCGCUUACACUUUACCACGAGAUCUUGGAAGUUUAUCACUUGUUGGUGAUUCAGCAAACCCAACUAAAAGACCUUACAUUCCGGAUCCGGGCAUAACUGUUUUUACUCCAAAAGGUUAUUCUACUGUCAGACAUCCUAACACUAAUUACGCUUCAGAUGAUAAUGCUGCUAGUCUCGAUAUUACAACUCAGUGUAGUGCUGUAUUCCGUCCAUCUAUUUAUCAAACUAUCCAUUAUGUUAAAACAUGGGAUCAGUUCAGUAAUCAUGGUGGUUUUCAACCUCCUAGUGGUGGUAAAAAACCUACCGUCCCUAUCACAGAAAAUUACGGUCAUUACGCUUCUAUUGAAUUUGUCCAUGAUGCUGUUCAUGGCGCUGUAGGUGGAACUGGGGGUCAUAUGGCAAAUCCUGAUUUGGCUGCUUUCGACCCCAUAUUCUUUCUUCACCAUUGUAAUGUGGAUAGGUUCCUUGCUAUUUGGCAGGCAAUUAACCCUAAUGCAUGGAUCGUAGAUGAUGCUGAAGCUUCUUUCACUGAAGGUACUUUCACUGAAGAGCCUCUUAAAAAACUUACUGGGAAAACAAACCUUACUCCUUUUAGAAGAACUGAGACUGAUUUUUGGACUUCAGAUGAAGUAAGAAAUAUUGAUCAACUUGGUUAUACUUAUCCUGAACUUCAGGAAUAUAAAGAUCCUGUAAAAUUGAAAAAUUUCUUGAUGGAAUAUUAUCAUCCAAACUUAUAUUUACAAUUUCAUUGGAAACUUACCUUAACCACUAAAAAAAAUCAAGUUGGAUCACCAUUUGAAAUUCGAGUGUUCCUUGAUAAACCUGAUGCAGAUGCUCAAACACCUAAAAGUAGUGCAAACUAUGCUGGGUCUGUAACAAUCUUUGCUCGUGGUCCGGAAACUAAAUGUGCUAAUUGUAAAGCUCAAAAAGAUGCUGUGGUAAAUGGUAGUGUUGACCUUACCCAAUGUAUGCAAAGGCUUAAUAUUGAUUUGAAUAAUCAACGUAGUUUACGACCUAAUCAAAUCAAAAUUGUAGCUGCUCGUGGUGGAAGUAAUAUAAAUCUUAAAGAUGUUUUAGUUUCUGCUGACUAUUUCAUUUUUGAUGAAGGUCCUGGACAUAAUCAUGAUUACGAAAAUUGGACUACGCAAUUAGUAGGAAAUGUUUAUCCAGGCAAUAAUCAGUAA